AUGAACCUUAGACCCAUCCGGAGAAAACUCGUGGAGGUGAAGAAGGGUAGACAAGAGGACGUGGAGGUACCGAGACCCAGGAGGAGACGAGGGGAGGAGGGGUGGACCAUCUUCGUGGGGGUGGGUGUGGGUGGAUGUGACUUGACGUCUAGUCAGAGUUUACCGGGGAAGAACCGUUCAAGAAAGCUUGUGGAAUUGUCUCUCUCCACCUCUUCCACUCCAGCUUCCUCCACACCCAUUCCAGCUCCUGCAGAUUCCUCCUCUCCUCCAUCUUUUGCUUCAGCUGCUGCAGUAGUGGCUCCUCAGAAUCAGCACUUGCUCUUUCCCUGCUUCACCCCCUCAAAUCCACCUACUAAUUGCUGCACACAACCAUAUAAGAUUCACAGGAACUUACAUGGACUCAGGAAGGAUAUAAAUGAGUACCCUUUCUUCACAGGAGGAAUCGGUUCCAUUGGUGAGCCAAAUCCAAACUCUGCUUACCUGCAGAGCAGUGACUGUACCUUCACCACCAAUCCUUCUUCUAAGGAGAGGGGCCAAUUUUACUUUUUCCUGGGUUCUGAUGCAAAAUCAGAGGUGCCCAUGAAGAUAGAGAGUGAGGAGUGUUCCCAUAAACCCAGAAAUUUUCACCUUUUUAUUCAGUGAGGUGGUAUAAUAAUAAUAAUAAUAAUAAUAAUAAUAAUAGUAGUAGUAGUAGUAGUAAUACUAGUAAGUAAA
Molecule: messenger RNA, 714 nt
Organism: Ananas comosus (pineapple)
Lineage: Eukaryota; Viridiplantae; Streptophyta; Magnoliopsida; Poales; Bromeliaceae
Exons: 3
Coding region: 1-642 (213 amino acids)
Source: RefSeq, a predicted model, not a curated record